AUGCUAGCCCACAGUUGGGCUGAGGACUCGGGUGUUGACCCUUCCGGCUACUGGAUGGCAGAGAAAUUGGAUGGUGUACGUGCAUAUUUCGACGGCACCCAUUUCUACUCGCGUGCAGGCAACAGGUUCUUUGCACCCCCAUUCUUUAGCCAGCACCUGCCUAAGGACCAACCUCUAGAUGGAGAACUCUGGCUCGGCCGUGCUCGUUUUCAGCAAUGUGUCUCCAUUGUCAAAAACCAGAAGGCUGACCGUGCAGAUGAAUGGAAGGAGAUGACUUACUUGGUUUUUGAUGCUCCCAAGCUGGAUAUGGUGUACGAAAAACGCCUGGAGUACCUUCGCUCCAUCAUGCCCACCUAUGGCAAAGAUAGGAUGGACACUUCAUCUUCAUCAGGCUCCAAUAGCAAUAAUAACAAAGUUCCACCCUAUUGUCGAUUGGUCCCCGUACAGAAAUGCCUUUCCAAGGCUCAUUUGAUGCGAGAGCUGAGCCAUGUUCAAAACCAUGGGGGAGAAGGCAUCAUGCUUCGUGCUCCACGAUCGCGUUACGAGUUCAAGAGGUCGAAGACACUUCUCAAGGUCAAGACAUUUUUCGAUGAAGAGGCUAUUGUAGUGGCUCAGGUCAAGGGUUCAGGCAAAAAUUCUCAUAGAAUGGGCCAUCUUCAAGUCAAGACACCCGAUGGUCGCUGCUUCUCCGUCGGCUCGGGAUUUACGGACGCUCAACGAGAGCGGCCUCCUAAAGUUGGCGCCAUUAUUACCUACAAAUUCCAAGAAUUGAGCAACAAACUCAUCCCUCGUUUUCCAACCUUUUUGGGCGAACGAAUCGAUAUU
This is a messenger RNA of Lobosporangium transversale, 825 nucleotides long. RefSeq names its product putative ATP-dependent DNA ligase. Gene Ontology annotation, biological process: DNA repair; DNA recombination. The transcript has 2 exons. The record is from RefSeq and is a predicted model, not a curated record. NCBI's taxonomy places the organism in Eukaryota, Fungi, Mortierellomycota, Mortierellomycetes, Mortierellales, Mortierellaceae. The annotation marks the transcript as partial. Gene Ontology annotation, molecular function: ATP binding; DNA ligase (ATP) activity.